GUACAAUGCGUCAUUUGUGCCAAGAUGGUAACAUCGUGAUUGCCGUUUUGCGAAAGAAGCGGGAUCGAGCGGGAUUUCUCUGCGAGUGUUUAUUUCCAAGAAUCAUAUACGCGCCGAGCGCACGUAUCGACCGGCUGGUUCCACGUAUCACCAAUUUUCGUGACUCUCUACGGUGAUUCCCACUUCGUAAUCGGUCUUCGCCUAUCUGCGAUACCAUGUCGGAUGAGAAGAAGGAGACGAAGGCGGAAUCGGAGCAUAUAAACCUGAAGGUGCUUGGCCAGGAUAAUGCGGUAGUUCAAUUUAAAAUUAAGAAACACACACCUCUUCGCAAAUUGAUGAACGCAUACUGCGACCGUGUAGGUUUGGCAAUAGCAGCAGUAAGAUUUAGAUUUGAUGGACAACCCAUAAACGAAUUAGAUACACCUACAACACUGGAAAUGGAAGAGGGAGAUACAAUAGAGGUAUAUCAACAACAAACAGGUGGUUCGUGUUGAGAUACAAUGCAUCACGUUUACAAAUGGACUAAAUGAAAUUUACUGUUCCAGCAGUGUUUAUUUUUAUCAGAAAAUAUGAUAUAUUUUUGGUUUAUGUUUAUUCCGCUCUGCAAGAUUGGGGACUUUAUCUUAUUCCAUAAUGUGCAAACUUAUUCAUAUGUCUUAAUUUAAUGCUUUUGUUCUCAUUUCUUAAUAUCUGGAUUUAAGUGUUUGUUAUUUAAAAUAAUUAUUUGGUAUAUUUUUUAUUUAAAGAUGCACAUUAUGCAGUAAGUUGCACGUUAUGCAGUUGUUUAAAGUCUUCAAUUGUCACAGCCAUUUACUGCAAGUUUCUAUUAACAUGAUCGAAUACAAUCAUCUGCAAUUUAUUGUUGAAAAAUACGAGCUUAUGUUAUUGUGGAGAAAAAAGGAAAUCACACAUUAUUUAAAGAAUACAGUCAUCGCCAUAUAUUGUAAGAUCUAAAAAUUUGGGAUUUCUUUUGCACGUGAUUUUCAUGUGACUUAACAUUGUAAGAAUUCAACUUCACUUAAUAAAUUUUCAUUUUUUUUAGAUAUUCUCUUUUUAUAUUUAUAAAAAGUGUACAGAAGAACAAAUUUUAUAGAUUAGAAUAUGUACACUUUUAUUUUGAGGCAUGAUUAAAAACUUUAUUCGCAGAGUUCCGGUUUCCGUCUGCGCUUUAUGCAGAAACCGGAUUUUGUAUUUGUAAGGAAACUAUCGUUAUUCAUCAUUUCUGCGUGGCCCACGUUACUUUGUAUACGAGCGAGAAUAAACAGUGUGUUAUCUUUUCUAAAAGAAACCUUCCAUCUUAAUAAGUAGUUUUACAAUGUUUUUGACUUACACAUAUUUAGCAAAAAGUAAAUACAAAAUAAUUUAUAUUUUCUUUAAGAAAGAUAUGCAAUAUAUAUUUUUGUCAAGAUUUAAGUAUUAUAUUAUUGUGUGUGCAGAAAAGAGUGUAUCUUCUUGAUAUAAUCUAUUAUAUUUACCUAUCUAUUAAAUAUAAGUUUGACACACAAAAAUGUAAAGUACAUGUAUUUUAAAAAAAUGUUCUUGAAAAUACAUUUUAAUUAAGGAU
This is a messenger RNA of Formica exsecta, 1564 nucleotides long. RefSeq names its product small ubiquitin-related modifier 3 (gene Sumo). Gene Ontology annotation, biological process: protein sumoylation. The record is from RefSeq and is a predicted model, not a curated record. The coding region runs from base 216 to 494 and encodes 92 amino acids. Lineage: Eukaryota; Metazoa; Arthropoda; Insecta; Hymenoptera; Formicidae. The transcript has 3 exons. Gene Ontology annotation, cellular component: nucleus. Gene Ontology annotation, molecular function: ubiquitin-like protein ligase binding; protein tag activity.